Cyclospora cayetanensis is the source of this 1365-nucleotide messenger RNA. Its product is annotated as CD2 antigen cytoplasmic tail-binding protein 2. The record is from RefSeq and is a predicted model, not a curated record. Gene Ontology annotation, cellular component: U5 snRNP. The coding region runs from base 1 to 1365 and encodes 454 amino acids. Gene Ontology annotation, molecular function: protein binding. Lineage: Eukaryota; Apicomplexa; Conoidasida; Eucoccidiorida; Eimeriidae. The transcript has 7 exons.
AUGAAGGGAACGAAGAGAGAAUGCCCAGAAAAUGACGGCCAGGGGGCCUCUGAUCCGAACGGACUCCAGGGAACAGCACCGAGACGCCGCAGAGUUCAAUUCGCCGCUGAAACCAAAAUCCAUUGCGUCGAGAGGGAGGCGGAGCCAGAAGAUGUCGAAAAAUCCCCAGGGCUGCAUCCCGCCGUCUCAGCGGCUCCUGAAGAAACUCCUUCUCAGGCGGAGAUGUUGGACGCGCAAUACACAAAGGAAACAGUAGAGGACUUGCGGAGGAAGAAAAAGGCGCUGGCUGCAGGUGUUCAUCGCCUCGGGCUUGGCCCUCGCGGCUUUGAUUUUAAUGUUUUCGACUCUGCUGCUGCAGCGCAUGCCGCAGGAGAAGCCGACCCCGAUCAGGCGGACGCAGGGGAGGUGCCUCUAGAACCUUUCAACAUGCGGCGAGAAAUGCAAGAGGGAACUUUUGACGGCGAUGGCAACUACCUCUGGCGCAAGACAAAUCCCGAUGAAGUUUCAGACCCUUGGCUAGACUCCCUCGGAGAGACCAAGGGUGACUUGGUCAGAAGGGCCCCCCAUGGACCGUCUCAGAAGGGCAAGGCCAGGAAACAGAGGGUGCUACCGGCUCUUGCUGCAGCGGCAGAGCGCGAGGAAGCAGAGGCAGCAGCAGCGGUUGCUGCCGCCGCAGAGGGAGGGGAAGCAGGGAAGAAAGAAGGAGAGCCUAACGGAGAUGCCGAAGCGAAUAGGAAGGCUUUCGAGGAUCUUACGGAAAUCUGCACGGCGCUGCUCGCCACUGGAAGAAAUGUCUACUUCUUGACCAAGACGCAGCUGGAAGAAAUGUUGCAGAGCGAGAAGGCAGAAGCAAAUGAACAUGGAGGUAAUGGGGGAGGCCAAGAUUCGAUGUGUCAGUCAUGCUUUUAUAGAAGCGUCAGUAGCGUAGGGACUGAAGCGUGUUGCAAGCAUAUCAAUACAGCACCUGUGUUUCUAUGCGCGUGCUCGGCUUGUUCAGCAGCCCUAUCAUCAUCGAGUGGGGAAGUGGACCCUGUGUACUGGCAGUUUCGUUGGCUCGGAAACUCAAACGACAAAGAGAUCCAUGGUCCUUAUUCCUCUGAAAAUUUUCGCACCUGGAUUGAUCAAAAUUUCAUUUCAGAACGGAACCCCGUGGAAGUUCGGCGAGUGAGUGCGGCAAAUGAUCCUUUGGACGGCGUUUGGUUAAAUUGGGUGUCCGUCGAUUUCCGGUCAGACGAGCAAACUCAAAAAGAUAUGCAGCUUCAAGAAGAAAGGGAUGCGCGAUGGGAGGCGGAAGAGGAUGCCAGACUUCAAAAAGAAGCAGGGAGAGGCAGACAGGCAAUGAAAGAAGAAGACGAUGAUGACUAA